Molecule: messenger RNA, 1434 nt
Organism: Orycteropus afer afer
Lineage: Eukaryota; Metazoa; Chordata; Mammalia; Tubulidentata; Orycteropodidae
Source: RefSeq, a predicted model, not a curated record
CAUAUGGAAACUACUUUUAAAGCUGUUGGGCCAUAAAAUUUUAUUCAGCAGUUUGAAACCAAUCCACAGCUUUCCUCAUUCACCCUCCCAUUUAGGGCUAAUGCACAGGCAUGAACAUCUCUUGAGGAAAACCACAAAAAAAAACCUUCAAAUCAGCUAAAACGGUAUCCUAAAAAUAUUCCAAUUGCAAAUUAGCAUCUCUGUUGGCAGCAGCAAAUUAUAAAAAAAAAAAAAAAAAUUGAAAUUAUCAACACGGCUUGAAAUUUCUGAUACAGAAAAAAUAAAACUAACUUUGGAAACUAUUUUUCAGAAUACUCACUGAUAUAUAAAAAUGUUAGCAUCUAAUUAAAGAUCACUAAGGGUUAAAUACUUGGUCUCUGGUCCCUAAUGCUAAAACCCUGCCAAAAAGUCCUGUAAGCUUUAAAUAUUUUUUCGAUGGUCUGCAUUUUUAUUUCCAGGGAAAACGAGAAUAUUGUCCCACGGUCAGCAGGUCACUAGUUAUUAACUUCCAGUUACCUUGAUUAUUGCUAAAAUGAAGAUUCUGCAUUCUAUAUUUCUUCUGUCACUGUUUGCGUCCCUGAUAAAGCCAGCACCACCAACUCAGCAGGAUUUACGUGUUAUCUAUGAUUAUGGAACAGAUAAUUUUGAAGAAACCAUUUUUAGCCAAGAUUAUGAGGAUAAAUACCUGGAUGGAAAAAAUAUUAAGGAAAAACAAUCUAUAAUAACACCUGAUAAGAAAAGUCUUCAAUUACAAAAAGAUGACAUUGUAACAACUUUACUCCCCAAGAAAGAAAAUGAAGAAAUGCCCACAUGCUUGCUGUGUGUUUGUUUACUUGGUUCUGUAUAUUGUGAAGAAGUUGACAUCGAUGUUGUACCACCCUUGCCAAAGGAAUCAGCUUACCUUUAUGCACGAUUCAACAAAAUUAAAAAGUUGACUGCCAAAGAUUUUGCAGAUAUACCUACCUUAAGAAGACUUGAUUUUACGGGAAAUUUGAUCAAAGAUAUAGAAGACAGUACAUUUUCAAAACUUCUUCUAUUAGAAGAACUUUCGCUUGCAGACAAUCAACUACUGAAACUUCCAGUUCUUCCUCCCAAGCUAACUUUAUUUAAUGCAAAAUACAACAAAAUCAAGAGUAGAGGAAUCAAAGCAAACACGUUCAAAAAACUGAGUAACCUCACCUUCCUCUACUUGGACCACAAUGCCCUGGAAUCUGUGCCACUUAAUUUACCAGAAAGUCUACGUGUAAUUCAUCUUCAGUUUAACAACAUAACUUCAAUUACAGAUGAUACAUUCUGCAAGGCUAAUGACACACGUUAUAUUCGGGACCACAUUGAGGAGAUUCGUCUGGAGGGCAAUCCCAUCAUCUUGGGAAAGUAUCCAAACAGUUUUAUCUGUUUAAAGAGAUUACCUAUAGGAUCAUACUUUUAACUAUU